CUUCGCCAACCACCAGCUCCUCCGUCUCCGCCAUCCACCGUCGAAGAAAUUGUGGCCACCAUUUUCCAGGAACCCUAGCCAUCCUCACAAACCCUAACAGACCUGAAUAAUCGAGAACCCCGUUUAGAUUUGGGAAAUCUGUCUGAGCUUCGCUGAUCGCGAGCUUCUGGAGACGAAUUCUCCGGCCGCGAAUCCCCAGUCACCUUUCAUCUCAAAACCCUAAUUUCGAAGCUACUAUCUGUCAAGCUUCAAAAAAAUUGGAGUUUCAGUCGAGCAUUUUGUUGUCACUCGCGAAACUCUUGCGGAUGCAGUGAAUUUCUUCCAGAGCUCGUUUUGUGAUCGAAUGUCUGUUACUUCUUUCCUUCUUAAUAUUAGUUAGAAUAUUCUUAACUUAAUAGUGAAUAAGUGGAACUAUGGAGAUCGAUCCUCCACAUGAAAGUGAUGGAAGCACCAAUGAAUCAAAGGAAAGUGAGAUUCAUUUGCUACCCGGUAAUCAUUCAGGUUAUGGUUUGCCAUAUGCUCCUGAGGAUUUCCCUGAACCUGGUGAUAAGUGGGGUUGGAAGGUGGGGAAGAGAGUUGGUGUUUCGGGACACUAUCUCGACAGAUAUCUUUAUCUUCCUGUUCGUCUUCAUGAAAAAUUUAAGUUAGGGGGUUUUGCUAGCAUCACUAGCAGCAGGGGUUUUGCUAGUAAGACUUCGGUUGAACGCUUCGUGAUGGAAGCUUUUCCUGCAACGGAUAUCAAGGCCUUCUUUGCCUCCUUUACAUGGAAGAUUCCAGCUGAAAAAAAUAAAGGAAACAAAGAAAUUGUCUCGAGGCAUGCAAAUUGCAAUCUGAAUUUGGAUGCUGCAGGCUGCAAGGCUGGAAAUAUAAUGUGCUCCAGUCUAGUUGAAGCAAGUGAUCCUUCUCAUUUGGAGAUAAUGGAUUGCGAUAUUUGCUGUAUUGAGCCCCUUUUCUGCCGUGACUGUUGCUGUAUCCUUUGCUCAGUGAGAAUCGAUUCAGCAGAUGGCGAUAAUAAAAGCUUCAUCAGAUGUGAAGCCAGGGUCAAAGAUGGGUUUAUUUGUGGACACAUAUGCCACAUAGAAUGUGCCCUCCGUUCUUACAUGGCUGGGACUGUAGGAGGAAUCAUUGGUCUAGAUGCCGAGUAUUACUGCAGACGCUGUGAUGCAAGGACAGAUUUGAUUCCUCAUGUCAAAAUUCUUCUCCAGAGCUGUGAAUCUAUUCAUUCUGGUGAAAAUAUUCAUAAAAUACUUAAUCUUUGUGUUAUUAUAUUGCGAGGAUCGACUAAACCAAGUGCAAAGGCUCUUUUGCAUCAUGUUCAAUCUGCUGUUGGAAAGCUUAAGGAAGGGAAUUCUCAAGAAGAUAUAUGGAAACGGGAAGACACAUCAGCUGGCACUACAGGAGAACUCUCCCAGUGCGAAACCGACACAUUAGAAGAUUCUAACUUCAAGGAGCGCAAGACAGGUUCACCCCAGAUUGCCAAUUUCGAUUAUCGAAUAGAAUCGUUAGAACUUGAGGAGAGGAUCGAGAAGACACUGGCUGCACUGAAGAAGUCUCAGGAAGGUGAGUAUAGGAUUGCUGAAGAUGUCCUCAUUGCUCAAAAAAACCAUCUUUUACUUCUUUAUGAAGAGCUGGACAAAGAGAAAGGUGAACUUGCCAAAUGCUCCCCUUCAGCCGACCCAUCCAUGGUUCAUGCGGUUCUCAAGAGAAUGACUCAGAUCAAAAACGAGGCAGAUAAGAUCACUAAAAUGCAAGCAGUCGGUAAAGGAUUUGGCAAAACUUCUAAACAUGUUUUGAAAGAGCACUUUGGUGUGCAGCCGGAUAACUGAGAGCCCGAUGCUAGCCAAAAUUUUGUCAAGCAGUUGCUGUUGUGAGUCUUUCGAGUUUGUAAGUUAAUGUAAUGGUCAAUUUUCCAACCAAAGAUGUGAAUUUUCUUCUUCUUGUUGUAUGCUCGAAAUACUGAGCAAUGGAUGUAUUGGUAAAGGGUUAUACAAAAGGAUCAGUUCUUGAAGUUGCA
Cynara cardunculus var. scolymus (artichoke) is the source of this 2014-nucleotide messenger RNA. RefSeq lists its product as uncharacterized. The coding region runs from base 414 to 1826 and encodes 470 amino acids. The record is from RefSeq and is a predicted model, not a curated record. The transcript is spliced from 5 exons. Lineage: Eukaryota; Viridiplantae; Streptophyta; Magnoliopsida; Asterales; Asteraceae.